Bradysia coprophila is the source of this 2355-nucleotide messenger RNA. Its product is annotated as senecionine N-oxygenase-like. NCBI's taxonomy places the organism in Eukaryota, Metazoa, Arthropoda, Insecta, Diptera, Sciaridae. Gene Ontology annotation, molecular function: NADP binding; flavin adenine dinucleotide binding; N,N-dimethylaniline monooxygenase activity. The record is from RefSeq and is a predicted model, not a curated record.
GUGCAUGCAAAUAAGUAGAGUUGUGUAAAGAAACUAGUUCAACAACGUCACAUACAUAGACGAAGUGUUAUCGCGCCACUUGAAUAAUAUCCAGUAGCUGUAAAUAAUGAAAAUAGCAGUGAUCGGAGCUGGUGCUGCUGGUUUAGCUGCAAUUAAACAUGCCAUUGAAAUCAAUUGCGAUGUUAUUGGUUUCGAACAGACCGAUAAAGUGGGCGGAACGUGGGUGUACACACCUCAAACUGGUAAAAAUGAAUUCGGCAUCGACAUCCAUUCCAGCAUGUACCAAAAUCUCACAACUAAUUUACCCAUCGAAUUGAUGUGCUAUCCAAAUGAACCGUUCCCAUCAAAUCCCAAGUCGUUUGUGUCGUCCGAUGUAGUGCUCAGCUAUUACGAAUCAUUUGCUGACAAAUACAGGCUACGAGACCACAUAAAAUUCCUAAAUCAAGUCGUCCGCGUACGGCCUCUAUCGCAAGAUUAUCUGGGCGGAUGGGAAGUCAUUGUGAGAGAUGUCUCUAUCGGUACAUACGAGACGUAUACUUUCGAUGCGGUUCUCGUAUGCAACGGUCAUUUCCAUUCCGGAUUCAUUCCGAAUUACGAGGGUGCGAAAACGUUUCAAGGGAAACGAAUACAUUCGCACAACUAUCGCAGUCCAGAGGUGUUCAAAGACGAGACCAUUUUGGUGAUUGGUGGAAACUUCAGUGCUGUCGAUAUUGUACAACAAACGGCACCACAUGUUAAAUCAGUUAUUUGGUCUCACCAUUUGAAAAAUGGGCCCGAUGUAACGCUGUUGGGUGAGAAUGUAACUCAGAAACCGGAUGUAUUAAAACUGGGUGAAAACAAUGCAGUCUUUGUCGACAACACCACGUCAACAAUUACAACAGUUAUUUACUGCACCGGCUACGAGUUCAAGUUUCCGUUCUUGUCGGUCGAUUGCGGUAUCAGUUCAUGUGAUGGUUAUGUACGCCCACUUUUCAAGCACUGUCUUAAUAUCAACCGACCGACCAUGGGUUUCAUAGGACUACCAAAUCUAGUCUGUCCCAAUCAACUAUUUUCACUUCAAUCGAGAUUUUGCCUAUCGUUCAUGACCGGAAAGAAAGCAUUGCCAACAAAAGAGGAAAUGAUAGAGGACACCGAAACGGAUUUAAACGACCGCUGGAAACGAGGAUUGCCGAAACGUAAAGCUCAUAUGAUGGGACUCAACGUACAGGCACAAUAUUAUGCUGACUUGGCAACGACAGCCGCCGUUGAACCGAUUAAGCCCGUUAUACCUCGCAUGCACAUUCAUGCAGGUAUGAGUCGGCAAAGAGACUUUGUCAAUUUUCGAAGCAAUAAGUAUCACGUUAUCGAUGAUGAGACAUUUGAAGCGCGGCCGAUUUAAAAACCAAAGAAUUAGUACAAUUUUUGGCUUGUACACGACUCAAGCAUAAAUGGGAAAUAAAAAUUGUUUUGUACCUUAAAAUGAUAAUGAUCCAAAGUUCAAGGAGUUCACGUCCAAGGUUCAAAGAAGUAAAUUAUGGAUCUUCAUACUUAUAGUGGGCUCUGCCUUUUAGCUGUACGGUUUCUCGUAUUUACUUUUUGAUUUUCUAUUUUUGGUAACUAAACUAAAUUCUUGUGAUAAAAUGGCCACCAAAUCCCAAAAAAACACAAAUUCCAAUACUACCGUGACCACAAACAACGAUUCAACGUUUAAUUUGUCUACACUUGAUUUAUCUGAUCUUAAUUUAAACGUUCUUGAUGUUGUAACUGCCCUUGCAGUUGGACUAGCGCAAAAGGUUGUCAAGGACACAGUAACGAAAGUGGCCAAAGAAAUUGUUCUCAGAGAAAAAUUCCCGAAGCCAAAAGAAGCAUUGCAAAGAUUGGCAGAACCGAGCAUGAAAUCGUAUCUCAACUUAUACAAUAACCAUCGCAGUGUUCUGACCCCGGAUAAAGUGCUGCGACUCGAACAAAAAUUGUCUGAUAUGCAGAAAUAUUCGAAGGUCAUCCCUGACGACCUAAAGGUUCUUAUUGUCGACAGGGUCAAUGGAAUUAGCGCCAGUCAGGGGAAUAUGCUUCAAAUCAAAAUUAUGGAAUGUUUGGAGCACUUUGUCGCGAAUAACCAAGGCAAAGAGGUUCCACGAUUUUUAGAAACAUCCUACAAUUUCAAGUGCCUCAAAGUCGUUUGUGCGAACGAGUUUAGUUUAAACUGGUUAAAGGAAACAAUUGCGAAACUAUCGCCAUGGCCUCAAGCACGAUUGGAAGUAACUUUCAUGUCGACGUAUUCCGUUUAUUCGACCGUGUCACAGAAACAGACACCUAAAGCAAUGCCAACACAAGGCCAAGGACGAUUAAAGUUUGCUAUUCCCAACAACAGUGCAA